UCCUCAAAAAUGAACCAUGAAAGCGUUUUUAAAGAGUUCUCAUGAUUUACAUCCUUGUUUGUGUGUCAAUUUAAAAAGGAAACAUUUGUAAAUUAUGUAUAUACAUAUUAGCUAAGAGAUGUCUCACUCUGAAUAUUGAUAUGCCUUAGGAUGCUGUCUUUGAAGAUUGUGGCUGUUGGCGAUCGGAAUGUUGGUAAAAGGUGCUUGCUUAGAUCAUAUGUUGAAGGACAGUUUCCUAACGAUGACAUUAAAAAUGUGUCGAAUGGCUAUAGGAAGGACAUUCAGUUCCUGGGUAAAUCUAUCCGACUUGUGUUAUGGGACACCAAUGUUGAAGAAGACAACGCCAGAUUGCGUCAUUUGGCAUAUCCUCUAACGGAUUUGUUCCUCUUGUGUUUCUCACUUGUUGAUCUCAAUAGUAUGGAAAACAUAGAGAAGAUUUGGUAUCGUGAAAUUACUCGACAUUGUCCUCAUACACCUUUUAUCCUGGUCGGUACUAAAAGUGAUCUGCUCGAUAGUAAAAUGUCAAACAGCCAUGGAUGUUCUGGGUGUGUUCGAACUAAAGCAGAAGAAUUGUGUAAACGAAUACACGCUUUUAAAUAUGUGGAAUGUUCUUCAUUAAUUAAAGAUGGUCUUGACAAUGUGUUUAACGUUGGUUUGCAUUCUAUAUGCUCUGCUCAGACACAUAAUGGCGACAAAGACGAGGAAGAACAAAAAGCAGUGAAGAGCUGUGUUUUAAUGUAAUUGUAGUAUCUUUGCACGCAUUUUACUUGUACAACUUACAGGUAACAUACAAAAAUUGUUUGAAAAAAACUCGAAUUAGGAAUAUAUGACCCAUAUAUGAAGUUAUGUUUUACACUUGAGUCGAUACCGCCCUUUUUCUUCAUCUUCAAUGUUAUGAUAAUGUUCUGCAAACUAAACUAUUCCCAGCAUACAUAUGUAUGUUUAAAACUAAGGUGCUUACCACAAUAUACAUGCACAAUCUCACGCAUCUAUGUUAUUAUUCAAACAAACAACAAAAGAGUAUAAACAUGUGAGUAGUGAAUAGAAAACUAUAUAUUUGUGAAAGAGUAUUGAACAAAAGGUUUAAACUUGUUUGUAUUUAUAGUAAUGCUUGUAUGACUGCAUGUUUAUGUUUUUAAAAGAUAUGAAAAAAAUCAUUACGCAUGCAACCUACUUUUAAAAUUAUAUUUAUUUACUAUUAUGUGUUUAUAUAAUAUUUAGACCUUUGUGAUUUGAUUGUAUUGUAUUGUAUUUCUUUUUUCUUUUUUUUUAGAAUUUAUUGUAUGACAUAUUUGAAAAUCUUGAAUAAAAACAAUUAAAGUACUAUAAGCAAACGUUCACAUGGGAACUAUAUAGUCCCUCAAUAGUUCACAAGAACAGCUAUUAAAAACAUUUAUUUGAGGAUAGAUUUUUAUUAUAUCCAAAAAUUGUCAACAAAGGAGAACAUUAAUAAGUACAAAAAGUUAAUUUUGUAAUAGACAAAAAGAAGAAUGUUAAAAGUUUGUAAUUCUGAUUUCAUUCCAAUAUCGGCUAAGUAUUAAAUCGUUGAAAUUGAAUAUUACGUUUCCUUUGCCUAUAAGUAUUCCAUAUAUUCGUCGAUUACGAUCGAGUGAGCGAAGAAUACAGAGAGAAUCCGAAGUUAUGAUAUCCACAGAAUUUAUGGUGGUAUAUUAAUAAACUAAUCAUAGAUACCAGGCUUAAAAUCUUGUACUCCAGACGCGCUUUUCGUCUACAGAAGACUUAUCAGUGACGCUCGAAUAAAAAAAAUAUAAAAAUGCCAAAUGAAGAACGAAGUUGAAUAGCAUUGACGACCCAAAAUUCCGAGAGGUUUUGCCAAAUACAGCUAAUCCUAUAAAGGUAAAUACAGCUAUAGGGGUAGUCUAUUCCUGGAGUAGAAAAAUCCUUAGUAUUUCAAACAAAUUCAAAGUUGUGUGAACAGUUAAUAGUAAUUUAUAAUUAUGACCAUAGCAAUGAUAAUUCAAGUCAACACACACAGAAGUGUUGACUACUGGGCUCGUGAUACCCUCGAGGAGAAAACCUUCACCAACAGUGGCAUCGACCCAGUGGUUGUAAAUAAACUCAUCAGAGAUACCAGGCGUUUCGUCUACAAAAGACUUAUCAGUGACGCUCGAAUAAGAAAAGUUUAAAAAAGCCAAAUAAAGUACAAAGUUGAAGACAUUGAAGACCCAAAUUCCGAGAGAAGUUAAAGCCAUGUUUAUAAUUGAGAAUGGAAGGAACUUAAACCUGCCUAUUUAACAAAGAAUUGUAAACUUGAUGUGGAAUGUGAUUUUAACUUUAUGUCAUGUACUGCAUUAAAUAUAUGUCGUUUAGAAUUAUUCAAUUAUAAUAUAUAUGUUAUUCCAUCCUUUUCGCAGCUAAAAAUUCAUGCUAAGUAUAAAUGAUUUUGAAAAUUUGUAAAAAUUAGAAUCAGUUGAGCGUACAAGAUGCAUAAACUAUAUAAAUCCUUAAAACAAGUAUGAUAACUAUAUGUUAAAAUGUAUAUGUAGACUCAUGUGAAUUAACUAUAUGUUACAGUGUGUAUGUAGACUCAUGUGAAUUAACUAUAUGUUACAAUGUAUAUGUAGGCUCAUGUGAAUUAACUAUAUGUUACAAUGUAAAUGUAGGCUCAUGUGAAUUAACUAUAUGUUACAAUGUAUAUGUAGGCUCAUGUGAAUUAACUAUAUGUUACAAUGUAUAUGUAGACUCAUGUGAAUUAACUAUAUGUUACAAUGUAUAUGUAGGCUCAUGUGAAUUAACUAUAUGUUACAAUGUAUAUGUAGGCUCAUGUGAAUUAACUAUAUGUUACAGUGAAUAUGUAGGCUCAUGUGAAUUAACUAUAUGUUACAAUGUAUAUGUAGGCUCAUGUGAAUAUAUAAUCUUUUUAAUAGUCCAUGGGAGAUAACCACAAGUGAAGACUUCGGCUGUGAUAGCAUUGAUUAUGCAUUUUACCUCUUAAUGUGUAUUUGUGGUUUUUCUUUAUAAAUCGCCACAUUGUUGUUGUUUUUGUUAGUGUGUUGCUUAUAUGUUUGUUCUUGAUGUUAGUCCAAUGUUUGGACUUUAAUAUCAAUAAAAAUAUUUGAUUUUGA
Mytilus californianus (California mussel) is the source of this 3086-nucleotide messenger RNA. Its product is annotated as ras-related protein Rac1-like. Bases 151 to 741 code for a protein of 196 amino acids. The transcript has 5 exons. NCBI's taxonomy places the organism in Eukaryota, Metazoa, Mollusca, Bivalvia, Mytilida, Mytilidae. Gene Ontology annotation, biological process: small GTPase-mediated signal transduction. The record is from RefSeq and is a predicted model, not a curated record. Gene Ontology annotation, molecular function: GTP binding; GTPase activity.